AUGCAUUCUUUGAAGUAAGAAAUUAAAUUUAGAAUAAUUUCUUAACUAUAUACAAUUCUCUCUCAAAAUGAAGUGAAAAAAUAAAUUACUUAACUAUACCAAGUGGUUAAAUACUAACAAAUUAUGAACUAUACAAUCUUAAAUUGUAGAAAUAUGUAUCUUACAUAAAGGAGAUUUCAGUAAUAUUUAAAAAUAGUAGGAAUGAAAAAUAAUAUAGCACUAUAAAUUCAACCUAAGAAAUUUAUGAUAUUUAAGCUACAUUAGCUUUAGAUACUCAAUUAUUAAAUAUUAUUGCAUAUGAUUCAGAUAAAAAUAAAUUUAAUAUAGGUUCAACAAAGUUCAAUUUUUUGACCCAUUUAAAUAAGAUGAAGGAAAAUUUGAAAUAUUGAUAGAGGGCAAAACAAAUAAUUAAGAUAAUAUUUUAUCUUAUAAAAUGAGAGUCAAUAGCUUUCUUUGUUAAUUCGAUGAAUUUUAUACAUCUGGGAGUUGUUAAUCAGAUUAAGGUUUUUAUUCUAAACCCUACAAAAAUACAAAAUGCUCCAUUUUUGAUAAAACUAAAUUUGAUGCUAUAACAGCUAAUUAAAUUUAAUUAAAAGUUGGUUAUUGGAGACAAAAUCAUAUUUCUGAUUAUUGA
Molecule: messenger RNA, 634 nt
Organism: Paramecium sonneborni
Lineage: Eukaryota; Ciliophora; Oligohymenophorea; Peniculida; Parameciidae
Source: the annotation of a GenBank genome assembly